GAACCAGCUGUGUGUUUUGGAGUUUGAGCACAAAGAGCAGGAGCGGACAGGAGCAGCGCUUUACAAAAGCGAAACGGGAGAAUGAGCUGAGACACUUUAUAACAAAAACAAACUGAGAUAUUUCUCGAAGCUUCUUUUUUUGUUCCACUUCAGGACUUCUUCAGAUAAACUGGUGCUUCCGUGGUUAAAGCCAUGGAUCCAUCGCUAACCGGCAACCCAGCCACCCCAAAGCCCAGUCCCUCACCUCCCGCCACCCUGAGGCCAGGCCUUUCCUCUUCAAGCUCAUCUUCUACCCCAACCGCACCAACCCCAGAGCGCUCCAAACCUAAACUCACCAUCCCAACACCUCCGACGACGCCCUCAUCUUCUUCCUCCACUGCCUCCCCUCGGACUUCUCCUGGUCUCUCCUCCCGUUCUUCCUCCCUGUCCACGCCCCCUGUCUCACCUCUCCGUCAGCCCAUCAGGAGCCCCUCUCAGGUGGGCAGAUCUCAGCUUAAUGCAGCCUCUACGGAGAAUCCUCCAAAUGGAUCCACAGCUGCUGGAGCUAAGGCUCCACAUCCUCCUCCCACACCUGAACCAGAAGACCCGGAGGAGGAGGUCACUUUUGAGGACCUGGAGGAGAGAGCAAAGUCAGGAGAUGCUAAAGCACAGACCAAGAUGGGGCGUUACUUCCUGGCACUGGCUGAAGAAAGAGAUGAGGAGUUGAACAAUUGUACAGCGGUCACUUGGCUCAUCCAGGCUGCUAAACAAGGCCGCAAGGAUGCCGUCAAACUGCUGCAACAGUGCUUAGCCUCCAGGAAAGGCAUCACUCUGGAGAACUUUGAAGAGGUCAAGAAGUUGUGUACAGAGACACGAUUUGAGAGAGGAGUUCGGAAAGCAGCUCUGCUGAUGUACUGGAAGUUGAACCCAGAGAGGAAGAAGGCAGUGGCUGUCUCUGAGAUGCUAGAGAAUGUUGAACACGUUCACACAGAGCCAGGCAAACCAAUCUCUCCAGGCCCACUGAACAGCUCUGCUAAGAAACAAAGGAGAGUCCUGGAGACUAUGGUCACCAGUGAGGCCAACUCCCAUGUGGGUCUUGACGACUUUGUCGAGAUGACUAAGAAGUACGCUCAGGGUAUCGCACCUUCACCAGUCAUGGCUGCAGCAGGAGGAGGUGACGACGACGAUGACGUAGUAGUGAAACAUCCUGAUGAUCUGCCCUUACACCAAAAGCUGCUGAAGUUCCCUCUGUAUGCUUUGCUGGAGAUCAAGGAGCACCUCAUCGACUGGGCGUCACGGGCUGGCAUGCAGUGGCUCAGCACCUUGAUCCCCACGCACCACGUCAAUGCACUCAUCUUCUUCUUUAUCAUUUCCAACCUCACAAUUGACUUCUUCAUCUUCCUCAUCCCCCUGCUAGUUUUCUACCUGUCAUUCUUCUCCAUGGUGAUCUGCACACUGCGAGUAUUUCAGAAUUCCAAAGCAUGGGAAAAUUUCCGGGCCCUGACUGACUUGCUGACUCACUUUGAACCCGGUCUAGAUCUGGAGCAGGCUGAGACUAACUUUGGAUGGACACACUUGGAGCCUUAUCUGUAUUUCCUGCUCUCGGUGGUCUUUGUGGUUUUCUCCUUCCCCGUUGCUGAUAAAUCCUGGAUCCCCUGUUCCGAAUUGGCCGCUGUCGCCCUCUUCUUCACCGUCACCGCCUUUCUCAGCCUUCAUGCCUCCGCUCAGCUCUUUGCUCGUAAAGCCCUGCUCACGGAGGUCCUCUCCGGAGCGUGCUCCCUUACCCCACUCCUGCCAGAGUCCUUCUGGUUCCUCAGGAUCUUUGGGAUUACAUGGAUCACUCUGCCUUUAGGGGACAUAGUGGCAUUGAACCUGGGGAUACCGUGUGUUUUGUAUGGGCACCUUUUCUACCUCCUCUUCCGUAUGGCCCAGCUCAGAGGCUUCAAGGGCACUUACCUGUGCCUGGUGCCCUAUAUGGUUUGCUUUACUUGGUGUGAGCUCACCUUGGUGUUCCUUAAUAACGCCUCCGUGAUAGGACUCAUCCGCACCUGCGUUGGCUACUUCCUCUUCCUUUUCGCCCUUCCUAUACUUUCACUGGGCAUGGCCGCGAUGCUCAUCAUCCAGUUACUGCAGUGGUUUCUCGCCCUGGAGCUGACAAAGAUGUUGGUCACGCUGACAAUUUGCUUCGUGCCAGUAGUGCUGAGGCUUUGGACCAGAUUCAGCCUCAACCCCGUAGCAGUUUUUCGCUCUUUGUCAGGAAGUAGCAUUGUCAAGCUCAUCCUGGUGUGGCUCAGUGCGGUGGUACUCUUCUGCUGGAUGUAUGUCUACAGGUCUGAAGGCAUGAAGGUUUAUAACUCCACCCUUACGUGGCCUGAGUACAGCAACCUCUGCGGCCCUAUGGCCUGGAAAGAGAACAACAUGGCCCAAACUCAGAUUCUCUGCUCGCAUCUCGAAGGACAUCGCGUCACCUGGACUGGGCGCUUUAAAUACGUCCGCGUGACCGACAUCGAGAACGGGCCUCAUUCGGUUAUCAACCUGCUGCCCGUAUUUGUGGGGAACUGGAUGCGGUGUUUGUAUGGUGAGCCCUAUCCUUUGUGUGAGGAGGUGAAAAACUCCACAGCUGCUCCACAGCCUCUGCCUGCGCCGGCUCCCCCUCCAGUACAUCCACUCUGUAAACUUAAAAAACUGGCCAAGCACGAAUGCCACAUCAAACGCUUUGAUCGAUACAAAUUCGAAGUCACGAUGGGCAUGCCGCUGGAGAGGAAGACCAAGGAUGGGACGAUCAUAGAGGACGAAGACGCAACUAAGGACAUAGUUCUGCGGGCUAGUAAUGAGUUCAAGUCUGUGCUUUUACACUUAAACACCGGAAGCCUGGUGGAGUUUAGUACCAUACUGGAGGGUCGUUUAGGCUCCAAAUGGCCCGUGUUUGAGCUAAAGGCCAUUCACUGCAUGUCGUGCACCAACGCACACGUGCUAAGCCGCAGGCAGUACAAGAUUGAGCACGACUGGAGGCGCACGGCUCAGUCCGCCCUGCAGUUUGGCUUCGACUUCUUCUUCAACCCCUUCCUGACCGCUCAGCUGGAGCCACACUCGGAGACUGAAACAGAGGCUGACACGCCAGAGGAGGGGUAGAGGGUGAGAGAUCUGGUAAACGCACCUCUGGGAUAACUAAGAUAUAUGAUAAUGAUAAUACUAUAUUCAGUUUCAGGACAUUAAUGAUUGUACAACGCUGUUCUACACAGAAUAUAAUUGCAAUACUGGCGAUUAUUUAGUACCGUUAUUUAGGGUGCACAGAAAGAAAGACAUUUGCGUUGUAACUUGAGCAAGUGUGUGUUUGCAUUCUUAUAGCUUUUGAGCCAAAAUGUGUGAGAAUACAUAAUAUAAUGAAAUUAAAUGUACAAAGAGGAGAAGCACAAACUUAUAGGGUUUUAAGAAUAAAUCAUUUUACUGCUUAACACUAAAGGAAGAAAAACACAAUCUAAAACUUCUCAACUGUGCUCAGUGGUGCAUCUCAUCUAGUUUAGGCUAACUUGUGCUCAUCACGGUAAGUCUUUUAAUGAAGUCACUCUGGUUUCUUAUACAAACACUGUGUGUGUUUCAUACAUUUCUAUGUCUGGUUAUCAAAUAUUUGUGGCCAAAAUCAUCAGUAUUUACUUUUGUACAGCUUCCUGUUAAACCUUGUUAUGCCUGUGGUUCUGCGAGGGUUUCUAUUGCUGUCAAGCUUUAAUAAUUUAACAUUAUAUAGUCUAUGUUUAGUAUGUAAUUUUGAAAUGUAUUGGAAAUAAGAUUUCAAGUGCCUUAUAAGAUAGAAAUAGUCUCGAUUCAAAAAUAAUAUGGACAUCAUGUCUUUAAUCCUUAACCUUUAAGAAGUUCUCUGCCUUCUCUGUUCUCGUGUGUCUUCUCCUCCCUUUGUUUGCCUCCAUCUCUGCUGUGCAGAGAUUUAAUAUAUUGAAUAUUUGCAGUCCCUGAGUGAUGACGUGUUUCAAAUUAGGAUGCCACUACUGUUUUCUAUACUGUGACCCAUAAAGAUAAAGAAAACA
Larimichthys crocea (large yellow croaker) is the source of this 4019-nucleotide messenger RNA. It is a transcript of the gene wfs1b, whose product is annotated as Wolfram syndrome 1b (wolframin). The record is from RefSeq and is a predicted model, not a curated record. Gene Ontology annotation, molecular function: protein binding. The coding region runs from base 193 to 3111 and encodes 972 amino acids. Gene Ontology annotation, biological process: calcium ion homeostasis; endoplasmic reticulum unfolded protein response. Gene Ontology annotation, cellular component: endoplasmic reticulum; endoplasmic reticulum membrane. The transcript has 10 exons. Lineage: Eukaryota; Metazoa; Chordata; Actinopteri; Sciaenidae.